Physeter macrocephalus (sperm whale) is the source of this 1440-nucleotide messenger RNA. RefSeq lists its product as uncharacterized. The record is from RefSeq and is a predicted model, not a curated record. The transcript is spliced from 2 exons. Bases 1 to 1176 code for a protein of 391 amino acids. Lineage: Eukaryota; Metazoa; Chordata; Mammalia; Artiodactyla; Physeteridae.
AUGUGCGAAACCCAUGAGAUGAGGAAAGAAAGAGAACUGGAGGAGAAAGGGCACUGGAGCUCCAGCUGGGAGUAUGAAGAUUGCAGGAAUCUACAGAAAAGGGACCUUACAGCGCUGGAUGGACUUUACAGAGAAGGUGACUUGGAUUCCAGAUACCAGACCACAGGGCAGAAUCAACCCUACAGAAAAAGGCAUUGUGGAUACUGGGAUUUUGAGCAGAGUGAACCAAGCUCUAUGGACAAUGAGGAAGCAAAGGAAAGUAGAAAGGACUGUAUGUACCACGGAAGUGUGACUCCAGCCUGUAAUGAUUAUAAGAAUUCAGAAAACGUAGAUUAUGGGAAUCCGAACCCUGCGACUAAGGAUGAUUGGUUUGCAGGAAGCCCAGAUGUAACCUGGAAAGCUGGAGGAUAUGGGGAGACGAAUGGCCGCGUAAAUCGUAAGAAUCUGAAUAGUAAUCCUGAGGACUCUAAAGAAACUGGACAAUGGACUGGCUACAGGGGUUUGGAUGAUUCUGUGGAGAAUUUUGGUCAACCUCAAAACCGGCAUAUAGACCGCAGGAAUUUUAAUUACAAUCUUGAGGAUUGUAACGAAACUAAUUUUUAUUAUAGAGACCUCAAUGAUUUAUAUCAUGUUCCUGGGAAUUAUACUAAUGGUCAGUCUGCAGACUUCCCAGACUUGAAUGGUGUCAAUGAAGGUAAUGAAUUUGUCAAAUACUGUGACAGGGACAGGAAUGUUUAUCAGAAUGAUAAAAUCGAUCUCAAAGUGAAGACUCAUGCCGGGGAUCAGAGUAAUUUUGAUAUGGAGAAUAGAGGCUCUGAUACUCUGUUUGCAAACUGUGAAUAUAAAUUUCAGAAUUACAGAGGAACAGAUUCUCUCCACCAGAUGAAGACUUUGGAGUGUAAUGGCCUUGACAGACUAGGAAUGAUGGCACCUGGGAGCAGAGGGGUCAUCCCGGAGGGUCUGCGGAAUCAAUGGACCACGGGGAACCAAGGAGAACAUCAUCGUGGCAUUCCUUGGGGCACUUCAUUAGAGAAGAAUAGCUGGCAUUUAGAGGAAGAGAGAAAAUUAAAUGGCCCGGAGACUUGGAAAAGGAAUAGCCGCUUCCGCAGCACAGCACCCAGCACCCUGAGAUGCUCAGAAUUUGUGCAAAACAGGAAGAGAGCCCAAGUUGGUUGAAUCAGCAGAUGCAGAACCUGUGGAUACAGAGGGCCUACUGUAGAAGCGAUUCCUUAAAAGUUCGGACAGUAAUUGCAGUGGAGCAAGAAAAUCUUCUUGUUUUGUUUUUCUCCCAAGAUAAAAACCUGCGCAGAUUUGAAGGCACUUUUCCCAGUGUUACACAGAUAGUUCAAAGUUUUUAAGACUCUCAGAGUCAAGGUUUCUUUUCAUUGCAAGUAUGUGAAUAUAUCUCUGUAGCUACAGUCUGUAUUCAAACCACUGGAA